Zophobas morio is the source of this 1470-nucleotide messenger RNA. RefSeq lists its product as uncharacterized. The record is from RefSeq and is a predicted model, not a curated record. The coding region runs from base 1 to 1470 and encodes 489 amino acids. Gene Ontology annotation, biological process: DNA recombination; DNA integration. The transcript has 4 exons. Gene Ontology annotation, molecular function: DNA binding. Lineage: Eukaryota; Metazoa; Arthropoda; Insecta; Coleoptera; Tenebrionidae.
AUGCCCAGGCGUACCGUAUGGGAUGUUGAUGAUCAUUCAUUCAUAUGUAAAGAAAGAUCUGGAGGGGGGCUGAAGAAUAUUCCAGUAGCAAAGAAUCCGAUUAGGUCAUUAAAUUAUAGGUUAGAGAUUUUCUCGGGUGCAUCGCUCACAGGGUGGGGUGCGCACUGCAACGGAGAAAAUACUCACGGAUUUUGGUCUCAGGAGGAGAAGAAGUUACAUAUAAACCAGCUGGAGAUUAUAGCAGCGUUUUUGGCGCUGAAGUGCUUUGCUAGGGAAGUCCAAAAUUGCGAAAUCUUACUUAGAAUUUCGUAUAUCAAUCGUAUGGGGGGUGUACAAUACGUAGAACUUAAUCAAAGGGCUAAAGAUAUUUGGACUUGGUGUGAGAAAAGAAGAAUCUGGAUCUUUGCUUCCUACAUCCCCUCGCGGGAAAACACAGACGCAGACAGGGAAUCUAGAAGAGUCAAUGUAGAUACCGAAUGGGAGUUAGGAGCCCCCUUAUUUCAGACCAUAGUAGAAAGGUGGGGGUUUCCAGAAAUAGACUUGUUCGCAUCAAGGAGUAAUGCUAAGACCGAUGUGUUCUGCUCCUGGAAACGAGACCCAGAAGCUCGUUACAUUGACGCUUUUACAGUCUCUAAUUCACCCGUUAGCGGAUCAUCUUUCCCUGGUUGCAGGGAGGCUCUCCGGCGAUCGUAUCAACAGAAAUUAGUGCCAGCAGAAGCUGUAGAGAUUCUAAUCCCUUCACUAACGGAUUCUACUCUGAAACAAUACAACACAGCCCUUAAAAACUGGUGGAGUUACUGCCAGAGAGUCUUUAAAAACAGACCACCGACGCCUAAAUAUGACACCACCUGGAACACAGAGGCAGUUCUAAACUGGGCGGAAGCACUGGGACCGCUGAAAGUUCUGGACCUAAAAUCUCUCACCUUUAAGUUGGUAUCCUUACUAGCCUUAGCUACAGCCCAUAGGGUUCAGACAUUGUCCCUAAUCAAAAUAAGUGACAUGACAGUUUCGAAGAGCAAGGUGAUCAUAAAGAUAUCGGAGCAAAUUAAAACAUCUAGAGUCGGAGUUGCACAACCCUCGUUCAGUCUACCAUUGUUUAAAGAGCGAAAGGGCACUUGCGUCGCCACGGUGUUGUUGAAAUACGUAAAAAGAACCAAAGUUCUAAGAGGGAAUGAAGACUACCUGUUUAUUACAUUUAAGAGGCCCUACCAUAGGGCAACUGCGCAAUCAAUAAGCCGCUGGAUAAGGUGCUGUCUCGUGGAAGCCGGAAUAGAUCCUAAAUACACUGCUCACAGCACGAGACACGCAGCCACGUCUGCUGCAGAGGCGAGAGGUUUAGAUGUAAACAUCAUAAAGAGUACAGCUGGAUGGUCAGCCAGCUCACAGGUGUUCGCAAAGUUCUACAAACGCCCGAUAGAACCAAGAAAAGAAUCGGUUGUAGAGGUGUUAUUCAAUCAACAGGGUGAAUAA